AUGGUUCAGAGCCCACUGAGUAGUCUUUUAUUAGUCUAUGGCUACAACAACGAGUACCUGCUGAAAAAACGUCAUCUACAAGCCCUCUUCGAACUGCCACCGAUGGAACACGAGACCGCAUCCAGCCUCCACUCCCUGGUCGACGAGUUCCAGAGGCACAUCAAGAUUCUGGACCAGCUCAAAGAACCAACCGCUUCUUGGAGCACCGUUCUCGAGCAUUUGCUGUGCACACGAUUGCACGUCGACACCAUCAAUCUCUGGGAGGACCACGCUUCGACGCUUUCCAAUCCGGACUUCCAGAGCCUGAUCGAGUUCUUGCAGCGCCGAAUGAGGGUUCUGGAAUCUAUUUCGGUAAACAACAACCAUUCUUCGUCCAAUGGGGCUACCAGCUCGCAUCAGUCGCCCCGCCCCGCGUCGAAGAAACGGAGCUCGCAGCGCCUUUCGUCGUACGCCUCCACCGCUAGUUCAGGACCUGCCGCGGAUUGUGCAGCGUGUGGACUCGCGCAUCCUCUCUACAAAUGCCACAAGUUUGGUCAGCUUUCUGUCCCUGAGCGUCAGCGGAUUGUGAGCAACAAACACCUCUGCUACAACUGUUUGGGGGCACACCAGGUGAGGAAUUGUUCGUCCAAGCGCUCCUGCAGGCACUGUCAGCAGCGGCAUCAUUCGCUCCUUCACGCGGGACAUGCUGAUAACUCGCCAAGAACCAACAGCGGUGCAACGGCACCCACACAAGCGAGCGGGCAGUUGGAAGUAUCCGCUUCGGUCGUCUCAACCAAGCAAGAGGUCGCUACGCCCACCGAGGUCGUUCCACAGGUCGAAGUCAGCGUUCCACUUCAGCAGCCCAAGGAAAACGUGUUCCUGCUUACUGUGCUGGUCAAGGUCGUCGAUUCGUUGGGAAUGGAACACGUGGCCCGCGCAUUGCUGGACAGCGCCUCCCAACCUAAUCUCAUCACCGACCGAUCGCAUGGCAAGAAUUCUGCGGCUCAAGCGAGCCCCUGCGAGCGUGGUGAUCCAAGGCGCAGGCCAGAUGUCAACACCAGUUCGGCAUUCCGUCUCCACCGAAGUGCGGUCGAGAAAGAGCGAUUUCUCCUGCGGGAUCAACUUUCUUGUCAUGGACAAACUGACUGCGGAGCUUCAAGCCACAACAUCUCAACGUCGGGUUGGAACAUUCCGGUGGAACUCUUCCUCGCCGAUCCGACCUUCAAUGAACGGCAGCCGAUCGACAUGGUUCUCGGAGCAAAGCAUUUUCACUCUUUCUUCCCUAGCGCAGCUCGCAUUCACCUCGACGGUUCACUUCCGAUUCUAGUAGACAGCGUCUUCGGCUGGAUUGUCACCGGUUCCGCCAGCCAAGCUUCGUCCACACCAACCGAAACCGCACACUCGUACUCGGUACUCGCGAUGAUGUCGCUGGAGGAGAGCAUGGAGCGAUUUUGGAAGACGGAGGAACUCACAAUCAACGACAAGCUUUCCGUCGAGGAGCGAGACUGCGAAUCCUUGUUCCAGUCGACAACAACGCGCACGCCGGAGGGUCGUUACGUGGUACGUUAUCCCCGCAAGCCAGGUUUCGAAAAUUUGCUGGGUGACUCGAAGAACGCAGCUCUGCGCCGUUUCCGACUGCUUGAGCGACGGCUCGAGCGGGACGCACGACUCAAGGGGGACUACCACAAAUUCAUGCGGGAAUAUGUCGAGCUGGGCCACAUGCAGCUGGUUGAACCUGAUGAGAAGGACAAGACACCAUCGUGCUACCUACCCCACCACCCCGUCUUUAAGGACUCCAGCACGACGACCAAGGUUCGGGUCGUCUUCGACGGUUCAGCAGCAACUUCUACGGGAUUUUCGCUCAACCAAGCACUCUGCGUCGGACCUGUGGUUCAAGAAGACCUUCUCUCGCUCCUGCUCCGCUUCCGGAACUACCCUGUAGCCCUCGUAGCGGACGCAGCCAAAAUGUACCGGCAGGUUCUCGUCCACCCAGAGGACAGAAGACUGCAGCGCAUCUUCUGGCGGUUCUCGCCAGACUCACCCAUCCAAACGUACGAACUACAGACCGUUACAUACGGCCUUGCACCUUCCGCGUACCUAGCCACCCGUUCCCUUCAGCAACACGCCCAGGACGAGGGUCACGAGUACCCGUUGGGCGGCCCAGCGCUCGAAAGCAACUUCUACGUAGAUGACUUCAUUGGUGGCGCUGAUACGGUCGAGGACGCCAUACGCUUGCGGAAGGAGCUUACGGAACUGCUGGCCAAGGGAGGGUUCGAGAUGCGGAAGUGGACAUCAAACCGUCUCGAGGUACUGCGAGGACUGAACCAAGACCAAAUCGGCACGCAGUCGAGUCUGCAGUUUGGUCCGAACGAGAUGGUAAAGGCGCUGGGGAUUGGAUGGGAGCCCGAGGCCGACGUUCUGCGAUUCGACUCGCAAAUCAACCAGAGCAAGGGACCUCCCACGAAGCAGUUCAUCCUCUCAACAAUCGCUCGACUCUACGAUCCUCUAGGUCACAUCGCACCCGUAGUUGUCACCGCUAAGAUCAUCAUGCAGGAAUGCUGGCAGCUGAAGUGUGACUGGAACGACCCGGUGCCGGACAACAUUCGGAUCAAGUGGGAGCAAUUCUUCAAGGAACUUCCAGAAAUCCGGUCCUACCGGAUCGACCGCUACGCACUCCAGCCUGACUCCACUUACCAACUGCACACAUUCUGCGACGCGUCUAAGGACGCUUACGGAGCUUGUUGCUACAUCCGCUGUGAAGACCGACACGGCAAUGUACGAGUCACGUUCUUAGCAUCAAAAUCUCGGGUCGCCCCGCUCAGAGGACUGAACGUCCCUCGCUUGGAAGCAAACGCUGCUGUGCUCGGAGUCCACCUUCACUUCCGGAUCAAACAGGCACUCAAGAUCAAAAUCUCGGACUCGUACUUCUGGACGGACUCAGCUGUCGUACUGCAGUGGAUCCAAGCAAACCCGAACACCUGGAAGACGUACGUAGCGAACCGUGUCGCUGAGAUCCAGUUCUACACGCGUGGCUGUCAUUGGAAUCACGUGCCGACCAAGGACAAUCCGGCGGACCUGGUGUCCCGCGGGAUGACGGUGCCGAACUUCUUGAACUGUGAGACCUGGAAGAAUGCAACAAGUUGGAUCUGCUCAAACCCACGAGACUGGCCGAGGACCAACCCACCAAGCGUUCCGGCGGACAUCAUGGAAGCUCGCAUAGUCGCCGCCGUGAAAGAGAAGCCGCCGCAAGUUCAUCCCUGGUUCCUGCGCUGGCACUCGUACAGACGGCUGGUCCAUUCGAUCGGAUUCGUCCUCCGAUUCAUCGACAACACCAGGCAGAAAGCGAGAACGACCAGAACGAGCGACACACCUGUGCGGCGUGCCCUAACUGUGGAGCAGUUUUCCAAAGCCAAAACGGUGCUAACUCGACUAGCACAGCAGGACUCCUUCAGCGCCGAACUGAAGGAACUCGAAAAGGGGAAGCCGGUGCCAAAACAGUCCAACAUCUACAAAAUGAGUCCAUUCGUCGAUUCAGAGAGAGUGUUGAGAGUGGGGGGUCGACUAAAGCUUUCCCAACUGCCCUUCCAAGCCAAACACCCAGCCUUACUCCCUGGUUCCCAUCCCUUCGCUCGCAUCCUCGCCGAAUUCUACCACCAAAAACUUUUCCACGGCGGCGGGCGCCUACUACUGACCGCCAUGCGCGAGGAAUUCUGGCCCAUCGGUGGUCGCAUUCUUGCCAGAAGCGUGGUGCGCAAUUGCUUCCGUUGCGUUAGACUGAAUCCUGAACUGAUUCAGCAGCAGAUCGGCCAACUUCCGGCUCAACGGAUCAUCCCUAGUCGCCCAUUUAGCGUCGUCGGCGUAGACUACGCAGGUCCACUGUACCUGAAGCCGAUACACAAACGUGCUGCACCGGCCAAGGCCUAUAUUUGCCUUUUUGUGUUCAUCGGGCGACGCGGAGUGCCGUCUCACAUUCACUCCGACAAUGGCAAGAACUUUGAAGGCGCCAAGAACGAACUUGCCCGGCUGUACACAAUGCUCAACCACGACGCCGAACAGGAGAAAAUCCACGAAUUCUGCACAGCCGAAGGGAUCACCUGGCAUCUCACUCCCCCAAAAGCGCCCCACUUCGGAGGAUUAUGGGAAUCCGCCGUAAAGGUCGCCAAGAAGCACCUGUUCCGGCAGCUUGGUCCGUCAAGAUUGUCGUUCGAGGACAUGUGCACUGUGCUCACACAAAUCGAAUCCCACAUGAACUCCCGACCACUUCUUCCACUGAGUGAAGAUCCGAACGACCUCGCCGCUCUAACGCCGGCCCAUUUCCUAAUCGGAACAUCGAUGCACGCCCUGCCCGACCCAGAUCUGCGCCACAUUCCAGUCAACCGCCUAGACCACUAUCAGCAACUCCAGCUCCACGCCCAACAAUUUUGGGCCCACUGGCGACGCGAAUACCUCCAGGAGCUGCUGAGCGGAAUGACGAAAUACAACCCGGUAGACUCGUGA
Messenger RNA from Culex quinquefasciatus (southern house mosquito), 4476 nucleotides. RefSeq lists its product as uncharacterized. Bases 1 to 4476 code for a protein of 1491 amino acids. The transcript is spliced from 2 exons. Lineage: Eukaryota; Metazoa; Arthropoda; Insecta; Diptera; Culicidae. The record is from RefSeq and is a predicted model, not a curated record. Gene Ontology annotation, biological process: DNA integration. Gene Ontology annotation, molecular function: nucleic acid binding.